Phytophthora infestans T30-4 is the source of this 1120-nucleotide messenger RNA. RefSeq lists its product as uncharacterized. Bases 60 to 1040 code for a protein of 326 amino acids. The transcript has 2 exons. The record is from RefSeq and is a predicted model, not a curated record. Lineage: Eukaryota; Oomycota; Peronosporomycetes; Peronosporales; Peronosporaceae.
AGCACACAAAUCGAUACCGACUAGCCAAUCUCAACAACCAGCUCAGCACUGCAACAACCAUGGUCAUGGGCAAACACACCGAUCAAAAAUUCGCCACGGAGGAGGAAUUCUUCAAGUUAGAGCAAGUGCUGAACGAGACCGCUGACGAGACGGCGAACUGCCUGAAGCUGCUCAAGAAGCACCUGUCCGACUACGACAGUCGCAAUGGCAAUCAAUCCAGGAAUACGGCGGCGUCCUUCAUGCGGACCGAUAUGCGCAAUGCCAAGGAUACGGCCUCGGACCUGAAACACGUGGCCCACGAGAUCAACAGGAACCAGAAGCCGUCCAAGACGGAAAUCGCUUCUGCUCGUAACAUGAUGGACUCGACAGCCAGAGCCAUCGAAACCUUGAAGACUACGGCUCGCAACUACGAUAGAGAGAACAAGCAGCGCAUGGGAGUCAAGGGACGAGUUGAUGCCGCCGUUGGUGGGCGCAAUAACAAGGGAAUGGGAGACAACCGCGGACUGCAUGGUACAGACCGUGGCUUUGUCGGAAAGAUCGAGAAUGAGCAUGGUGAAGACCGUGGCUUCGUCGGAAAGAACGAGAGAGGUGAAGACCGUGGCUUGUUCGGAAAGAACAAUUACGAGCGAGGUGAGGACGGCGGCGUCUUAGGAAACACCAGUGCAUCUUGCGGAGGUGUCUUGGACAAGAACCGGGAAGAAGGAAAUGCACACGGAGGCAUGUUGGGGGGUGUCAGGAAUGAGGGCCACCACAGCGGUGCUCUCGGCGGCAAUAAAGACGAUAACGGAGGCGUCAUGGGGAGCUCCGAGACCGUGGAGACGCUCGUGCGUAAGAUUCUUCGCGACCACUUCAGCCUCAGCGCGCUAGACCACCAGAUCAAGGCUGCAGAAAAGUCUCUCUCGCCGUCUCUCAUGGAGCGUGCGAAGGAGAAAAUGCAUGACGUGAAGGAAAAGAUCAAGGGCGACAAGUCCGAACCCGUUCAUGAAGGACACGGUUACCCCCACGAAGGCCACCACCACCAGCAAACGGCGAUGCCGUAAAAGAGAGAAGGUGUGCAAGUGGAAACGAUAUCUAGUCUAGCACUUUAGUAGCCAGUUCAAUAUGAACCCUUUGUGAUCCA